Molecule: messenger RNA, 2327 nt
Organism: Linum tenue
Lineage: Eukaryota; Viridiplantae; Streptophyta; Magnoliopsida; Malpighiales; Linaceae
Source: the annotation of a GenBank genome assembly
AAACAAAAAAUAUAACACUCAAAUCCCAUAUUCAAUCAAACCGACCAUUAGUUACACCUAUCCGCCAAUUACCGAAUUUCCGUCUUCUAUGAUGAAAAUAACACACGCAGGACAGUCGUAAUAUAUCAUUAUCAUGGAGGAGAGGGGAAAGGGGAAAAAAAGAAGAAGAAUAAUCCUCACCGACGCGGAAAUGGGAAUGGAAAUGGAUCCACUCUCUCUAGAUCUCGAUACACUCCUCCUCCGACUCCAUAAUCGAUCUUCUUAGCUUCUUCUUCUUCUCUGCAUCUCCCCAAUCUCGCCUUCCACUCGUCGGAACUUCUUUCCGUAUCCCAAUUUCAGAUUGCCGUCACCGUCGGUCGGGAUUCCCAUGGCGGUCGCCGUUCGAGGUGGCCGAGGAGGAGGUGGACUUGGAUCCGGCGGUGUCAAUGCCGGCCUCCGAAGCUUCUUCUCCUACCGGGUCUUCCUGUCCGCCAUGUUCACCCUUCUCUUCGUCGCCACGCUCUCCGCCAUACUCACCACUCAUCCGUCCGCUUCUUCUCAGCUCCCCUCUCAGUCAUUUCAUAGCGGGGAUGCGUAUAUGCACCGAACAUUUUUGGCAAUCAAGUCGGAUCCCCUGAAAACCAGAUUGGAUUUGAUAUACAAGCAAGCCACUGAUCACAUGACCCUGGUGAAUGCUUACGCGGCCUACGCCAGGAAGCUGAAGCUCGACAUUUCGAAGCAGCUGAAGAUGUUCGACGAUUUGGCCAAGAAUUUCUCGGAUCUGACCACGAAGCCCGGUUACUCGUUCCAAGGGCAGGAUGCGGUGGACGAGGAGGUGCUGAGGCAGUUCGAGAAGGAGGUGAAGGAGAAGGUGAAAGUCGCGCGAUCGAUGAUAGUGGAGUCGAAGGAGAGCUAUGACAAUCAGAUAAAGAUUCAGAAGCUGAAAGACACGAUUUUUGCAGUGAAUGAGCAGCUGGGCAAGGCCAAGAAGAAUGGUGGUAUAGCUAGCAGCAUUUCUGCCAAAUCGAUACCCAAGAGCUUGCAUUGCUUGGCUAUGAGGCUUGUGGAGGAGAGGAUUGCACAUCCGGAGAACUACACGGAGCAGGAGCCCAGCCCUGCAAUCGAGGACCCGAGUUUGUAUCACUACGCUUUGUUCUCGGAUAAUGUGAUUGCUGUUUCUGUGGUGGUGAGGUCGGUGGUGAUGAAUGCAGAGGAACCGUGGAAGCACGUUUUCCAUGUGGUUACGGAUAGGAUGAAUCUUGCAGCUAUGAAGGUCUGGUUUAGGAUGAGGCCCGUGGAAGGAGGUGCUCAUGUGGAGAUAAAAGCUGUGGAAGAUUUUCCUUUCUUGACUUCUUCGUACGUCCCUGUUCUGAAGCAACUUGAAAGCUCUUAUAUGCAGAAUUAUUACUACAAGAAUCAAGGUGAGAAUGGUAGUAGUGGUGAUGCAACUAACAUCAAGUUCAGGAACCCAAAGUACAUGUCUAUGUUGAAUCAUCUCCGCUUCUAUUUGCCGGAGCUGUAUCCCAAGCUGCACAAGGUGUUGUUUCUGGAUGAUGAUGUUGUUGUCCAGAAAGACUUGACUGGGUUAUGGAAGAUCGAUUUGGAUGGACGGGUGAAUGGAGCUGUUGAGACUUGCUUUGGUUCGUUUCAUCGUUAUUCACACUACUUGAACUUUUCACAUCCACUGAUUAGGGACAACUUCAAUUCCAAGGCUUGCGCUUGGGCGUUUGGAAUGAACAUAUUUGAUCUGGAUGCUUGGCGACGUGAGAAAUGCACAGACACUUAUCACCACUGGCAGAACUUGAAUGAGAAUCACAGUCUAUGGAAGUUGGGCACUCUCCCACCUGGUUUGAUCACAUUUUACUCGAAGACCAAGUCGUUGGACAAAUCGUGGCACGUCCUCGGGCUUGGCUACAACCCUGGAAUCAGCAUGGAUGAGAUCAGGAAUGCUGCGGUGAUUCACUACAAUGGGAACAUGAAGCCGUGGCUGGACAUUGCCAUGAACCAGUACAAGCAUCUGUGGACCAAGUAUAUUGACGGUGAUAUGGAGUUUGUGCAGAUGUGCAAUUUUGGCCUUUAGAUGACGAAAACCAAAUAGUCCCCUCUCCCUUUCUCUACAUCUUCCUCUCUCCCCCACUCUUUCCAGGUCAGAUACGCUGCGUUUAAGCUGGUAGGUGUCCAUACUGAAUUUGCCAUAGUGAAGAUUUUGGAUUCAGUCAUUGGUUCGGUUCGGGCACUGAUUUGGUUCAGCCAAAAAUUGGUUAUGUACUAUAUCCAAAAAAGAAAAGAAACAGUUGUGUACACGGUUGGACAAUAGAUUCUUUUAUUGAAAAUUUCUUUGUUCUGCC